Thalassophryne amazonica is the source of this 5018-nucleotide messenger RNA. It is a transcript of the gene atp10d, whose product is annotated as ATPase phospholipid transporting 10D. Bases 465 to 4472 code for a protein of 1335 amino acids. NCBI's taxonomy places the organism in Eukaryota, Metazoa, Chordata, Actinopteri, Batrachoidiformes, Batrachoididae. Gene Ontology annotation, cellular component: plasma membrane. Gene Ontology annotation, biological process: phospholipid translocation. The record is from RefSeq and is a predicted model, not a curated record. The transcript is spliced from 23 exons. Gene Ontology annotation, molecular function: magnesium ion binding; ATP binding; ATPase-coupled intramembrane lipid carrier activity.
CUGUGCUGCGUGUAGAAGAAGUAACAUUUUGCAGCACAGGCUUGUAUUUCACACCGUCAGAACUAUAACAUUGACACUAGAUUCGUCGUAGAUGCAAUUAUUCUUUUGGGACCAGUUUUCUGACUCACUGUACUCUGACUAGAUAGUUUUAAAUGAGCGGACAGUGAACGCAGCAGGGGGCUGCACCGAGCAUUGUGGUUGAGUCCGUUCAAACCGUGUGGAGCAAAAAGUUCAUUGUUUUCCUGACGUUUCGCACACUUCUGUGGAGCACGGACUUUCUUUGAACAUCUGUUUGGGGUGGGGUGACGGAUUCAGCACCUUAUUUAGAAGAAGAAGGAUCUUUGUUGAUCUGAUGUCAAGGAAGCAAAAGCUUCACAGCUCAGUGUUUCAGCUUCACAGUAUGAAAGUCCACAGAGGAGCACAAAGGUGACGUUCCGGGCUCAUUUUAGCUCAGUGAUGUGGAGAUGGAGAGGCUCCACUGGGUACGACAUCGAUGUCGCCAGUUGUGGACAGCAGACACAGGUCGAGGUUUGUACUCUCCCCCUGACAGCAAACACUCUCUGGACCCCCAAUUAUCUGGACACAGUGUCAGCAAGAAGCGCCGAACGGUUUUUCCCCAGUAUGGGCCCCACCAGCAGGACCACCAAACCAUGUCCAAAGCCUACAAGGGAAACGCCAUCCGGACUACAAAGUACAGCCUGCUGACCUUCAUCCCCCUCAACCUGUUCCAGCAGUUCCACAGGGCCGCCAACCUCUACUUCCUGUUCUUGGUGUUGUUGAACUGGAUCCCUGUUGUGGAGGCGUUUCAGAAGGAAAUCACCAUGAUUCCUCUUCUGGUGGUUCUCACUGUUAUUGCCGUCAAAGACGCCUUGGAGGACUACAGGCGCCAUUUAUAUGACAAGAAGAUCAAUAACAACACGGUUGAAGUGUACAGUGGGCAGCAGAAAGCUUACACUGAGCGGUGCUGGAAGGACGUCCAGGUUGGAGACUUUAUUCGUCUUUCUUGCAAUGACAUCAUCCCUGCUGACAUGCUGCUGCUGUGGUCCUCUGACUCACACGGGGUGUGUUUCAUUGAGACGGCCAAUCUGGAUGGAGAGACCAACUUGAAACAGAGACAUGUGGUUCCAGAUCUCCCUCUGCAGGGCGAUUUCUCUCCUGAGACCUUCCACUGUCGUAUCGAGUGCGAGAAUCCCAACAAUAACCUCAACAGCUUCAGAGGCUACAUAGAGAACACCAGAGGGACUCGAGUUGGCCUCCAUCACAACAACCUGCUGCUGAGGGGCUGCACCAUCCGAAACACUGAGACUGUUGUAGGCAUUGUGGUCUACGCCGGUCAUGAGACUAAAGCUAUGAUGAACAACAGCGGGCCACGGUAUAAGCGCAGCAUGCUGGAGCAGCGGCUCAACACUGACGUUCUCUGGUGCGUCAUUCUGCUCGUCAUCAUGUGUCUCACCGCAUCCACAGGCCAUGGCCUCUGGCUAAAGCAGCUGAAAGACCCCGUCUUCAUGGCAGAUGGUGAGACCUCUCCGGCUCUGGCUGGCUUCUAUGUUUUCUGGACCAUGAUCAUUGUUCUGCAGGUGCUGAUUCCCAUCUCCUUGUACGUGUCCAUUGAGAUUGUGAAACUGGGCCAAAUCUACUUUAUUCAACAUGACCUGGAUCUGUACGAUGAGCAGCUGGACUCCAGUAUCGAAUGCAGGGCGCUCAACAUCACCGAAGACCUGGGACAGAUCCAGUACGCAUUCUGUGAUAAGACAGGAACGCUGACGGAGAACAAGAUGGUGUUCUGUCGCUGUAGUAUCUAUGGGAUUGAGUACUCCCAUGAGGAAAAUGCUCGGAGGCUGGAGGUCUAUGAGGCGGAGGCUCGCUCUGUGACUCUGAGGUCCGGCUGCAGUUCCAAGUCCCUGAGCUGUCGCUCGCUCAGCUGUAACCGCAGCUCUGAGUCUCUGCACACACUGGCCGCAGAGUCAGAACCAGACCAAGAACCACUGUCCACUCACAUCCAGCCCAGGACCAGCGCCUUCUGCAGCCGCACGGCGAAGGAUGUGGUUCCAGACCCGGAGCUGGUGAGGAAGCUGAGCCUGCUGUCCUCUCCUGUGGUGCCGGCACCUGAUGGCUCCACUGGGCCUCCGUCCUGCCUCGAGCUCACCUUCAUCACCGAUUUCUUUCUGGCUCUGGCCAUCUGCAACACUGUGGUGGUCUCCUCACCCAGCCAGCCUCGACACGCGGUCCCUGAAGCAAGGCCACCUCUGAUGUCUCUGGAAGACAUCAAGCUGAUGUUCCAGCGCUUCAGUUAUGCUCCAUUCUCAGCAUUGUCCAAUCUUUCCCCUCUUCAAACUACAGGUAGUCCUCAUAGCUUAGCUAGUAGGCUCUUUACCCGGGGGAAGACGAGUACCUUUACCGUCUCCCCAGACCCCAAUACCACAAGCACAACAGAAGUAUCAAACCCAAGUCUAGAAACGUCCAGUCUUAAGCAGAACAACCCUGACCGAGGCGAGGGAAGGAAUGCUACGACCCAACAAAUGCAAGACACUAAAAAAAAUCUCCAGAAUGAAAUGUCACUCUUAAGCGGGGCUUGCCAGGUUAAGGAAGACUUGACCAAUGAAUUGGACACUGACAGUUGUGAUGAUGAACUGCUGUAUGAGGCAGAGAGUCCAGAUGAGGCAGCGCUGGUCCAUGCAGCCAGGGCGUACCACUGCACCCUCCGAGGACGCUCAGCUGAGUGCGUCGUGGUGGACUUGCCUGGAGUUGGCUCUCUUGUUGUUCAGUUGCUCCAUGUACUGCCCUUUGACUCCAACAGAAAGAGAAUGUCGGUUGUGAUCCGUCAUCCCCUGACAGGACAGGUUGUGGUCUACACCAAAGGGGCUGAUUCUGUCAUCAUGGACCUAGCUGAAACACCUCAAGGUGCAGAGCAGACACAGGAGAGCUACGGUUCUAUCAGAAACCGAACCCAGAGUCAUUUGGACAACUAUGCCAGACAAGGUCUUCGCACACUCUGCAUUGCUAAAAAGAUUGUGGAGGAGGACAAGUAUGAAGUGUGGCUGAAGAGACAUCGGCUAGCUGAGAACAGCAUCGAGAACAGAGAGGAACUGCUGUUGGAGUCAGCACAGUCCAUGGAGACCAACCUCACUCUGCUGGGUACCACAGGGAUUUUGGACAGAUUGCAGGAGGAGGUCCCAGAGACCACUGAAGCUCUACAAAAAGCUGGAAUCAAGAUAUGGAUUCUCACCGGAGACAAACAAGAGACAGCUAUCAACAUCGCCCAUGCAUGCAAACUUCUCCGUACCAGUGACCAGCUUCUGACUGCCAACUGUGGAAGCAAGGAAUCCUGCGCCGCUUUGCUUCAGGAGCUCAAAUACGAAGUGGAGCACGCUGAGGAGGGUGUGGCUGAAGUGAUUCUUGUGAUUGAUGGCCGGACACUGGACUGGGCUGUGCAGGAGGAUCUCCAAGGUGACUUUGUGGAACUGAGCCGCCGCUGUAAGGCAGUGAUCUGCUGUCGCUGCACUCCACUGCAGAAAAGUCAGGUGGUCCAGCUGAUCAGAGACCAGCUCGCUGUUAUGACCUUGGCUGUAGGUGAUGGAGCCAAUGAUGUGAGCAUGAUCCAGGUGGCUGAUGUCGGCAUUGGGAUAUCUGGUCAGGAGGGCCUGCAGGCUGUCAUGUCCAGUGACUUUGCCAUCUCCAGGUUUAAACAUCUACGUAAGCUGCUGCUGGUCCAUGGACAUUGGUGCUACUUCCGUCUAGCCAGCAUGAUUCUCUACUUCUUCUACAAGAACAUAAUGUAUGUCAACCUGCUGUUCUGGUAUCAGUUCUUCUCUGGCUUCUCUGGGAGCAUCAUGACCAACUCAUGGUUGCUGAUUUUAUUCAACCUGCUCUUCACCUCUGUUCCUCCUCUCGUCUACGGGAUGCUGGACCAAGAUGUGGCUGCCAACACACUCAUGGAGCUGCCUGAGUUCUAUCAGGCUGGGCAAACCUUGAAGGUGUAUGUUCCUGUCAUGUUCUGGCUGACGGUCCUUGAUGCUUUCUACCAAAGUCUCAUUUGCUUCUUCGUGCCUUACUUUGCGUAUGCCGGUUCUGAUGUGGACCAGCUGUCGUUUGGUUCUCCAAUUAAUGCCUCAGCUCUCUUCAUCAUCUUGCUGCACCAAGUCAUCGAGAGUCACACUCUGACCUGGCUACAUGCACUUGCACUGGUGGUUAGUGGCUGUUCCUACUUUGUCUUCGUGCUGAUCUUCAGCAAGUGCUGUGUGACCUGCAGCCCCCCCACCAACCCUGUGGGAGUGGAAAUGAUGCAGAUGUCCCACCUGCUCUUCUACCUGGUGUGCACUCUCACAACUGUCACGGCACUGCUGCCCAGACUUUUGUUUCGGGCGCUCUGUAACACCUUGAAUCCACGGGCCUCGCUCACAGCUGCUCACCUGGACCACCUGGAUUCAAAGACGCAGUGCUGGAACCUGAAUCAGGGUGGAGCACAGGACUGAUGCAGCAUCACACUGAGACCUCCACAAAUCCAGAAUCCUCAGGGAUACAGGCAACUCGCAGAACCUUUGAGACGUGUGUGCAGCAGCCAUGUGCAUCGUGGGCAAAAGCAAAGUGCUCUGAGUUCCCUCCAAGCCGCCCAGCAGCCGCCCCGCACUGUCUGCUGCAGGGCUCCAGACUGCCACCAGAGCCUGCCAGUUAAAACUUCACCUGGCUACAUUUGUACACGUGCAUGAUGAACAUCUGUUUUCUUGGCAGUGACCGCUGACCGUCGCAGUCGUCAGGCUACUUUACAAAAUGCGACAGAAAUUUCUGGGUUAUUUAAGCACUUGUGUGUGGAGAGAAAGAGGAGGAUGUGCACGUUGAUGGAAUGGAGCAGUCCACCUUCUGCUCCACUCAGACUGGGGCCCAACACACGGCAGCUCAAGUGUCUUCACUCACUCGUCUUCAACCACUUACUCCAAUUAAGGUUCGCGGGCACCUGGAGUCUAUCCCAACAGUCACAGGACGUGAGGCGGGUUCACCCUGGACAGGACGCCAGUCUGUCA